GAUAUGUAAGUUGCGCCCUCAUACCUGUACCCAAUCAAUGUUUCGCGACGUAGUCCCUGUUGCCUACCGUGUAUUCUAUACCGUGUAUAGAAUACACUAAGAGUCUAAGACACAACCUUUUCCACAUUUCACAAACACGAAUCCCUCAAAUACCUUCCAUAGGUAACCAACUCCCGACUACGUAAGACUUAAGUGUCCGGAUAGUGAAUAUCGGGCUUCUAAAUAGGGGCAAUCAUAUCAGUAUAUCAACUACAACUUGCUUGCAAUUAUGAAGAGAAAGAAAUGGGUUGUCUUGGAGAAUAAUCCCGAGGUGAUGAACCAAUUGGCCGCAAAGCUAGGUUUGUCCCGGGAGUUAUCAUUCUACGAUGUCUGGUCGCUUGAUGAACCUGAACUCCUAGCCCACAUCCCUCGUCCCGCCCUGGCUUUACUAGUCAUCUUGCCCCUUACCCCUGCCUGGAAGGCAGAGCGCGAGGCCGAAGAUGCUGAGAAGGAGGACUAUCAAGGUCGCGGACCUGAGGAGCCCGUAAUCUGGUUCAAGCAGACCAUCGGCAACGCUUGCGGGUCCAUUGGGUUCCUGCACUGCGCCAUCAACGGCCCGACUGCGGAGUACAUCCAACCGGGCUCCGAUCUGGACGAGAUCCGUCGCCAGGCCAUCCCUUUAGGAAUGAAGGAGCGGGCCGACUUGCUUUAUAACAGUGUCCCUUUCGAAAAAGCUCACGAAUCGUGCGUCCAACUUGGAGAUACUGUCGCCCAGAACGAAGAGCAUCUAGGACAACACUUUGUAGCGUUUGUUAAGGUUGGUGGUAGGCUCUGGGAAUUGGAAGGGUCGAGGAAGGGUCCGAUAGACAGAGGCGCGCUUGCGGACGACGAGGAUAUUCUUAGCCCGAGGGCACUAGAUUUGGGGUUAAGAAGGGCUAUACGCCUUGAACAGCAGGCUGGAGGUACGGAUUUACGGUUUAGCUGUAUCGCUCUGUCUCGGAAAGCUUAAGUCUCUGAGGAUAGAAUAGUGUCACGAAGUCUUCAAGGUCUGCCUUUUAUGCACAAUUCUAAACCAGAGCCUGUGAGGAGUACUAGAGUAUUUAGUAUGUCCUAUGUCUAGCUUGCUAUUUGCCCCCUAUUGAUAGAGAUCACAUUUGGACUUGAGUACCUAGAACAACGGAAAUACUGGGUUCCGGGCGGUGUUACCUAUUCUUAAUAGAGAAUAUAGAAACCGUUUACUGCAUG
Messenger RNA from Daldinia loculata, 1224 nucleotides. RefSeq names its product putative ubiquitin carboxyl-terminal hydrolase. The coding region runs from base 269 to 988 and encodes 239 amino acids. Lineage: Eukaryota; Fungi; Ascomycota; Sordariomycetes; Xylariales; Hypoxylaceae. Gene Ontology annotation, cellular component: cytoplasm. Gene Ontology annotation, biological process: protein deubiquitination; ubiquitin-dependent protein catabolic process. The transcript has 2 exons. Gene Ontology annotation, molecular function: cysteine-type deubiquitinase activity. The record is from RefSeq and is a predicted model, not a curated record.